CAUUUAUCUCAGACACAUCCUGAAGUUUAAACAGGUCAUAGUGCUCUUCUUUUGCACUGGACCACUUGACUGCUUUCUCCAUGGAAAUCCCUCUGUCUGGGGACACUCUGCCGACACCUUUGUUUGAGACUCUCCGCAGAGAUUUCCGAGAUGAUCCCCCCAAAGGAGAUUUCCCUCUUCAGAAAAAAUCACCGAAACUCUGUGGCUCCAACUACCCCCUGAGCAUUGCCUUCAUUGUGGUGAAUGAGUUCUGCGAGCGCUUCUCUUACUAUGGCAUGCGAGCUGUCCUGACACUGUAUUUCUUAAGCUACUUCCACUGGGAUGAGAAUCUCUCCACUGCUGUGUACCAUGCCUUUUCUGCGUUGUGUUAUUUCACACCUGUUAUCGGAGCCAUCAUGGCAGACUCAUGGCUGGGGAAGUACAAGACGAUCAUCUACCUCUCCAUUGUGUAUGUUGUUGGCCAUCUGAUAAAGUCAGUCGGUGCCAUUCCAUCCCUGGGCAACCAGGCAGUUCAUGUGGUCCUGUCUAUGGUUGGUCUGUUUUUGAUCGCCCUUGGAACAGGAGGGAUCAAGCCCUGUGUCUCUGCAUUUGGUGGGGACCAGUUUGAAGAAGAACAUACCUCGGAGAGAAGCAAGUUUUUUUCCAUCUUCUAUUUAUCCAUUAAUGCUGGAAGUUUGAUCUCCACGUUUGUAACUCCUGUAUUAAGAGGGGAUGUGAAAUGUUUUGGAGAGGAUUGUUAUGCACUGGCUUUUGGCGUCCCAGCAGCACUGAUGGUGUUGGCGCUUGUUGUGUUCAUUGCUGGAAGUGGACUGUACAGAAAAACACCACCACAAGGAAACGUCUUGCUGGAAGUGUGCAAAUGCAUCAGUUUUGCUAUUAAAAACCGGCUGAAAAACCGCUCCCGUGAGAUUCCAAAGAGAGAUCACUGGCUGGACUGGGCAUCAGAAAAAUACUCGAAACAGCUGAUUGGGGAGGUUAAAAUGGUGACUCGUGUUCUCUUCCUCUUCAUACCACUGCCAAUGUUCUGGGCCCUGUUUGAUCAGCAGGGAUCCAGGUGGACUUUGCAAGCCACAAAAAUGAAUGCUGAUUUUGGAAUAUAUGUCCUUCAGCCUGACCAAAUGCAGUUCUUAAAUCCACUUCUUAUUCUUGUCUUCAUCCCAAUUUUUGACCUUGGACUCUACCCCCUGAUAAACAUGUGCAAAUUGAAUUUCACACCUAUUAGGAAAAUGGCAACAGGUAUGGUCCUUGCAGGGCUGGCAUUUGGACUUGCAGCUGUUAUAGAAGUCAAAAUAAAUGAAACCGAUAUGCCUCGACUUGUCCCAAAAGAAAGUUUAAUUCGGGUCCUGAAUUUGGCAAAGAACCCUGUUCAAGUGACAAUCCAAGACAAGGACCUCUUUCAGCAGCCUGUGGAGUCUUUUCAGAAACCAGCUGAGUACUCAAAAUUAAUAUUGAAUGGAGAGCAACAGAGCCUUCACUUCACCCUGCAACAUCAAGGAUUGACUCUUGCUUUUAACUACACUGUGAAGGAAAAAUCAGUAUACAGCUUAAUUGUUUUUGAGGCAGAAGGAAGCCUAUCAAGCCGCUUAAUUACAGACUUGGAAGCAAAGCCAGAAAAUGGUUUGGCAGCUGUUAGAUUCAUUAAUGGUUUGAGCCAAGAUGUCAACCUCACCAUCGAUAGCAAAAAGUUCAUUGCUGUUCAGAAAAACUACAGUGCUUCUGAGUACUCACUGCUGGAGAGGGACAUAUAUAAUAAUGGAAAAUGCAUAACUGAAAAAGGAGAGUUCCCCCUGGAGCUGAGGCUGCUUGAUUUUGGUGCCUCAUACACUGUUGUGAUAACUAAUAUUUCUGGGGGUGCCAUUGAGAUAUGGAAAUCAGAGGACAUCAAAGCCAACAAUGUCCAUAUGGCCUGGCAGUUACCACAAUAUUUAUUGAUAUCUGCUGGGGAGGUGAUGUUCUCCAUUACGGGUCUGGCCUUCUCCUAUUCUCAGUCUCCAGCCAGCAUGAAGUCGGUGCUGCAGGCAGGCUGGCUGCUCACAGUGGCUGUGGGGAAUACCUUUGUGCUCAUUGUUGCCGAGGCUGCACCAAUGGCACAGUGGGCUGAAUUUGUCUUGUUCACUGUUCUCCUCUUUGCUGUGUGCAUUAUUUUCUCCAUCAUGGGAUAUUUCUAUGUCAGUGUGGAUCCAGAGGACCUAGAAGAAAAGGAAGAGAAGAGAGAAACCUCAAGCAGAGGAAACAUGAUUGGUCUUGUUACUCAGAAAACAAAGCUCUAACACAUCAUGGGUUGGGAUUUUUUUUUUAAACUCAGUUAUGAGAAAGUAAAAGAAGGGUGGGGUCAGUGUUAUUUUAUUUUAGAGCACUGCAGUCUUUGUUACUCCAAAUGUAGCCACCUUAUAAAUGGGACCAAAUAGCCCUCUAUAAAAACAGUGGGGGUCCUGAAAUCAGAGCAAAACUCCCUGGGAAAGCUCCUCAGGUAUUAAAAGCCCUUAUUAGUAAUUACAGUGUAAUUUACAACCUGCCCAUCUUUUUAAGCAUGGAAUGCUUUCCUAUGAUUUUGCCUUAAACAUAUAUUUAGGACAGCAGGGAGGAAGGGUGGAAGGAAUGCCAUAUGACACAAAAAUCUGGAGAUAUUACGAGAGAAGAAAGAGGAAAAACUAGUAUAGGAAUUAGGGAAGAAUAGCUGUUAGUGACAGAAGGGAUUUUAAUGCUAUCAUCAAGGACUGUAAGGGUUACACACAGUCCCAAAGGCUUUCAUCAUGUAACUCUCCUUAUGAGUAUUUCAUCCCAUUAUUGCAUGUUAUGAAUGGUUCUGAUUUAUGAUUUUCACCUUCAAGCUCAGAAGUAAUAACACAGAAUUAAAUUCUGCAGGCUAAAAUAUUCCCAAAACACUGCUGACGAAGACAGGCAUGCUACCACCUCUCCAAUACCCAUUUUUUUCCCUAGAACUUUUUAGCAACUGAUGGUGUUCUUUGAUUAGACAUGAUUAGAGAAUUGGUUUAUGCUUUCUUAUUUCAGAAUUCCAGACAGUUAUUUGCCAUCUUCCUAUACAUUAAGCCUUUAUUGGGCAUUUCCUUUUACAGCACCUGUCACUGCAAGUUAGGAUAUGGCUGAUUUCUUAUCUCAUGCCUCAGUUAUUCCCCACUGGGAGACAAGUUGCAGUAGUUUCUAUAAAAUUCCAGGACUCCUGCAGUGAGUUAUUUACAAGGAUGUACUUUAUCAUUUUUUCAGUCUACAAGAGGAGACCAUGGCAUAUGAGAUUUUUCUUUUUCCUCCUUGUUUUUCUGUCCCUACCAAACUUUGGAUAUAGCAAUUUUAUUGGAAUUGUGAUAUAAUUGCCUCAUUUUUUCUCAAUUGCGUGAAGCU
Molecule: messenger RNA, 3360 nt
Organism: Pseudopodoces humilis (Tibetan ground-tit)
Lineage: Eukaryota; Metazoa; Chordata; Aves; Passeriformes; Paridae
Gene: SLC15A2
Product: solute carrier family 15 member 2
Biological process (GO): transmembrane transport; oligopeptide transport
Cellular component (GO): membrane
Molecular function (GO): oligopeptide transmembrane transporter activity
Source: RefSeq, a predicted model, not a curated record